AUGGGUACAGGAGCUGGUGAUGGUGGGUUUAGUGACAUCAGUGGUAAGAUCAAGAGGAGGACGUGCUAUGAGUGUGGUGAGAAGGGUCAUCUUUCUUCGGCUUGUCCAAAGUCUGUAACUACAACAUUUAGUACCCAUUCAAUACCGGCAGCUACAACUACAAGUAGUGAUCCUACACCAGCUGCUACAGCUUCAGGUACAGGAGCUGAUAAUAGUGGGUUGAGUGCCACCAGUGGGAAGAUUAAGAGGAGGACGUGCUAUGAGUGUGGUGAGAAGGGUCAUCUUUCUUCAGCUUGUCCAAAGUCUGCAACUACAGCUUUUAAUACCCAUUCAACACCCGUAGCUAAAACCACAACUACCAAUCCAACACCAGUUGCUACAGCUACAGGAGCUGAUAACUGGUGAGUUGAGUGACAUUAGUGGUAAGAUUAAGAGGAGGACCUGCUAUGAGUGUGGUGAAAGGGUCAUCUUUCUUCAGCUUGUCCAAAGGCUGCUACUACACCUUCAAGUACCCAUUCAAUUCGAGUAGCUACAGUUACAAGUACCGGUUCAAUACCAGUAGCUACAACUACAAGCACCGCUACAACACCAGUAGCUACAACUACAAGCACAGAUUUGCCACCAGAUGUUCCAGCUGCAGGUACUGGAGCUGAUCCUAGCGAGUUGUGUGUGAGCAGUGGUAAGAUUAAGAGGAGGACGUGCUACGAGUGUGGUGAAAAGGGACAUAUUUCUUCAGCGUGUCCAAAGAAGCAAACCAAUGCAAGUUAAGCAUGUAGCCUGCAGGCAGUGUCCCAAGUUUUUCCUAUUAAUUACAUGUAGGGAGGAACACAUUACUCAUUUUCGAAUUGGUUGAAACGUCACAGGUUGUUGUUAUUGAGCCCAAUUUUGGGAAAUUUUGUUUACUGCAUUUAGCUUAGUUUGAUGCAGAGAUUUGUAAAACUGAGAUAUUUCUUUAUUAUUGACAAGGCAGAUUUUGUUC
Messenger RNA from Pyrus x bretschneideri (Chinese white pear), 979 nucleotides. Its product is annotated as phragmoplastin interacting protein 1-like. Lineage: Eukaryota; Viridiplantae; Streptophyta; Magnoliopsida; Rosales; Rosaceae. Gene Ontology annotation, biological process: positive regulation of cytoplasmic translation. The record is from RefSeq and is a predicted model, not a curated record. Bases 1 to 405 code for a protein of 134 amino acids. Gene Ontology annotation, cellular component: cytoplasm. Gene Ontology annotation, molecular function: translation regulator activity; single-stranded RNA binding; zinc ion binding. The transcript has a single exon.